Molecule: messenger RNA, 1793 nt
Organism: Oryza sativa Japonica Group (Japanese rice)
Lineage: Eukaryota; Viridiplantae; Streptophyta; Magnoliopsida; Poales; Poaceae
Product: cytochrome P450 CYP72A616
Molecular function (GO): oxidoreductase activity, acting on paired donors, with incorporation or reduction of molecular oxygen; monooxygenase activity; heme binding
Source: RefSeq, a predicted model, not a curated record
GCACCGUACAUACCAUAUCCACCUCCAGUAGUCAAAGCACACUUGCAUCAACUCCUUUUCACUCCACUCACUUGCACUCAUAGACUGACUCCAGCAAUGGUUCUUGGAGCCUGGUUGAUGAGUCCAGCCUCCGUGCCAUGGAGCCUCCUGGCGUACGGUGUCCUGGGCCUGGUGCUCCUGUGGCAGGCCGGCCGCCUGCUGCACAGCCUGUGGUGGCGGCCGCGGCGUCUGGAGCUGGCGCUGCGCGCGCAGGGCCUCCGCGGCACGCGCUACCGCUUCCUCACCGGCGACCUCGGGGAGCACGGGCGGCUGAACAGGGAGGCCUGGGCGAGGCCGCUGCCGCUGCGGUGCCACGACAUCGCGCCGCGCGUCGCGCCGUUCCUCCACAACGCCGUCAGGGAGCACGGCAGCGCGUGCUUCACCUGGUUCGGCCCGACGCCGAAGGUGACAAUCACCGACCCCGACCUGGCCAAGGGCGUCCUGUCCAACAAGUUCGGCCACUUUGAGAAGCCCAAGUUCCCGACUCUGACGAAGCUGUUUUCGGAUAGCCUCGCCAACCACGAAGGCGAGAAGUGGGUCAAGCACAGGAGGAUCCUUAACCCGGCUUUCCAUCUCGAGAAACUCAAGCUCAUGCUUCCGGCAUUUUCUGCAUGCUGUGAGGAGCUGGUCAGUAAGUGGAUGGAGUCCCUUGGUUCUGACGGCUCGUACGAAGUGGAUGUCUGGCCGGAGAUGCAGAUCCUCACCGGAGAUGUCAUUUCUCGCACUGCAUUCGGAAGUAGCUAUCUUGAAGGAAGAAGGAUCUUCCAGCUGCAGGCCGAGCAAACUGAGCGUCUCCUGAAAUGCAUGCAGAAGAUUGUCAUUCCUGGUUACAUGUCCUUGCCUACUAAAAACAACCGGAAGAUGCAUCAAAUAAAGAAAGAGACCGAUUCGAUUUUACGGGGUCUAGUUGACAAAAGAAUGCAAGCUAUGAAAGAAGGUGAAUGCACCAAAGAUGAUCUACUGGGUUUGUUGCUUGAGUCAAACAUGAGACACACGGAAGAGGAUGGCCAAUCAAACCAUGGAUUGACAAUCGAGGAGGUCAUCGAGGAGUGCAAGUUGUUCUACUUCGCGGGAAUGGAGACAACGUCAGUGCUACUCACCUGGACUAUCCUGCUCCUAAGCAUGCACCCAGAGUGGCAAGACCGUGCAAGGGAAGAGAUCCUUGGACUAUUCGGGAAAAACAAACCUGAAUACGAAGGCCUGAGCCGCCUGAAAAUCGUGACAAUGAUCCUCUAUGAGGUUCUUCGGUUGUACCCACCAGCCGUAACCUUCACUCGAAAGACAUACAAGCAAAUGGAGAUCGGAGGUGUCACUUACCCGGCUGGUGUGAUUGUCGAGCUCCCGGUGUUACUCAUACACCAUGACCCAAACAUCUGGGGGAGUGAUGCCCACGAGUUUAAGCCAGAUAGGUUCGUUGAGGGGAUCUCCAAGGCAUCCAAGAAUCCGGGCGCGUUCCUCCCAUUCGGUUGGGGGCCACGUAUUUGCAUAGGUCAAAACUUCGCAUUGCUUGAGGCCAAGAUGGCAUUGUGUAUGAUCUUACAGUGCUUCAAGCUUGAGCUCAUGCCGUCGUAUACUCAUGCACCAUAUAGUAUGGUAACUUUACGCCCGAUGCAUGGUGCGCAGAUUAAGCUUAGAGCUAUAUGAUUAUUUCAGAUUCAUGUGUUUUAGUACAACAAUUGGUUACGAGGGCAUAUUUGUAAUUUACAACCAAAUUUGGAGUUAACUAUAAUAAAAUUUCUUAAGCUUAAUUUUUA